This is a messenger RNA of Hippoglossus stenolepis (Pacific halibut), 4255 nucleotides long. It is a transcript of the gene gpr137c, whose product is annotated as G protein-coupled receptor 137c. NCBI's taxonomy places the organism in Eukaryota, Metazoa, Chordata, Actinopteri, Pleuronectiformes, Pleuronectidae. The record is from RefSeq and is a predicted model, not a curated record. The coding region runs from base 263 to 1615 and encodes 450 amino acids. Gene Ontology annotation, biological process: positive regulation of TORC1 signaling. The transcript has 8 exons. Gene Ontology annotation, cellular component: lysosomal membrane.
CUGAUCUGGAGGUUUUGCCCCCUCAAGUUGUUUUUGCAGAGAACAACACAGAGACCUCUCUCCCUCUGUCUCCUUCUCUCUCUCUCCUGUUGUUGUUUUUAAUUUAUUGGAUUCAAACCCACAGCGCAGUUUUAUUAUGCCACUUGUUUUUAGAAUGAGCAUCUUGCCAUUUCCACUCGUCUUGUUUUUUUGUCAUCCACGAUGAUCUAAGCCCAGGUCUGACCCAGUUUUAGCGUCUGAGGCUGCCCAUGUGUUAGUGGAGAUGUUUCCCGCAGGAGAGGAGCUCCCCUCCGGGUUGUUUACCUCCCUGGAGGGGUCCCCUGGAGGAGCUGCAGCCUCCCCAACACUGGAGCUCAGCCUCACCACUGUCUACACUGUCCUCUACUCCGUCCUGUUCCUCUUCGUCUACCUGCAGCUCUGGCUCAUUCUGCACUACGGACACAAGCGCUUCAGUUUCCAGAGCGUGUUUCUGUUCCUGUGCCUGCUGUGGGCAGCGCUCAGGACCACCCUCUUCUCCUUCUACUUCAAAAAUGUGCUGCAGGCCAACCAGCUGCAGCCCCUGGCCUACUGGCUGCUGUACUGCUGCCCUGUCUGCCUGCAGUUCUUCACUCUCUGCCUGCUCAACCUCUACUUCACACAGGUGAUGUUUAAGGCCAAAGCCAAGUAUUCCCCAGAGCUCACCAAAUACAAGGUUCCUCUACGGUUGUUCUUCCUGUGUCUCAGUAUAUUUUUCCUGGUGGUGAAUCUAACUUGUGCAUUGUUAGUGCAAGGAGCUCUGGAGCGUUCAGAAUCACCGAGUGAUGGGGGCAUCCGACAUGCAGUGUUGGCCCGAGUUCUGAUCAGCGACAGCCUGUUCGUCUUGUGUGCCGUCUCUCUGGCCGUCUGCAUCUUCAAGAUUGCCAAGAUGUCCUCUGCUAACGUUUACCUUGAAUCUAAGGGUACGUCAGUGUGUCAGGCGACCGCUGUCGGAGCCGUGGUGAUUCUCCUCUUCACGUCCAGGGCCUGUUACAACCUGGUGGUGGUGGUUUUGUCACCACAGGACCGACCCAGUCCCUUUAACUGCGGCUGGUACAGUGGUUCUGAUCAGGCUGACAUGCAGGAGAUCAGCGGUGAAGCCUACAUCGUGUUUGGGAUCAUUUCCUUCUUCUGGGAGCUGCUACCCACCAGCUUAGUUGUGGUUUUCUUCCGAGUCCAGCGACCCAACCAAAACCUGACUGCCGGAGGGAUGAUCAACAGCCACAGUUUCAGCUCCAGAACGUAUUUCUUUGACAACCCUCGACGGUACGACAGUGACGACGACCUGUCCAGAAGCAUCAACAGUCGGGCUGAUCGAGCCAGCCUCCUCUCCAGCACGCCCCAGCUGGGUGCGUCCAGUUGGUACGGAUCCAUCCAAUGUAACGGGGCUCCGACGGCGGGCGCUGCGUCAGCCCAUCAGCCGCCACCCUCCACCGCCCCUGUGCUCUUUGCCUACGGGAACGUCCAGAGUCACCACCACAACUACUACUCCACCCCACAGAACAACAACUACCACCACCAUCAUCACAGUAACUACUAUUCCACGCCACAAAAUUAUUACUGCGGGUCGCAAACAUAUUUCUGCACCCCACAGAAUUAAGCGUACAAAGGGCCGACAUCUAAGUGUCGGUCCUUUGUACGAGUGUCUACAUUUGCGUCACCAUUUUGCCUCCCCGACUUCAUCGAAGCAGGUGCCCUUGAGUGGUACUAUAUGAAAGAUGGCUGAGGACCAAGUCCAGAGCACAAGAACUGGUUGUUUUCAAGAAACGUGGUGAAAUCAACAACAGGGAAGUUGUUGUGCCACGACGAACUUCUUUUUGAAGACUUCACCAUCGUUUAAGGGAAGAAAACGGACCAGAAUGAAAGCCAGCGCAGUCCAUGGACCAGAGUUGUUGCUAAUGCACCUAAAACUGCAAAGACCAAACUUUUCCUGUUAAAUGUUUGUCAUGCAGGUUGUCAUUUUUGAAAGUGGAAUCAUCAGGGACCUAAUAAUCGCUCUCAUGGUCCUAUUUCACGUUCCUUUUAAAUUGUAUUCAGUUGCACUUCUAUGGGUGGUACAAGUGGGCGUAUUGAGUUCUAGAAGCUAAUGCUGGAGAUGCAAUGGUCUCAAGACGUAAUUUUCACGAGCGUUUGGCCAACUGAGUGGUCAAAAGUAGGUUGUGUUACUGUUUUCAGUGGGAACUCAUAUGAUGCGGCCAUAUGUAGCAUUAAAAUGGUCAUAUCGGCUGGACAACAACAGUAAAGGAUGCUCACCUAGUCAUGAUCCUCAAUCCUGAUGAUAUGACAAUGAUAUGCAUCUAUAGAUUUCAUGGUGUUUCUCACUUUUAGGUCUGAAUACAUUACAGAAAGUAGCUUUUGCCAUUUUGCCAUUGGUUGCUGUUUCAUUGAGGGUUAGCCAGCUUCUAUCAGAUGCUAGAUUUUCUAAUAUAGGGAGAGUUUCUACUCUAACUAGUUCUACUAUUACAUAGAUGGUAAUGCUAACAGUUAUCUUCUACUCAUAUAGAGACCAAUCCAUCACACACGUGCUAAUAUUAUCUUUUAAGUUGCCGAUUUUUUGUGUUUACAAACCGUGAUCGUUAAUUUUGCUGCCACAUAAAUAGAAAGUUCUACAAGACUUGUAUAGUUUCACGUGUAAAAUAAGCAUUUUUUGCAGUAUUCGUAACUGAUAUUAAAAUACUGGUCAGUUUAUGUCAGUGGUAAAUAAACAAUAGAAUAUGUCGCUGCCAUGUGGGAGUUACCGUCGCUCUCAAUAGCACAACCCUGGUCCAACAUGCCGGCGCUGUCCAGGGUUCUUAACCCACAAUCACACGAUGGAAACUAUACGAAAAGAGAAGUCACGGUACAACUACACAUUAGAGGUGAUAAAUGACAGAAGAAUGACCAAUAUAUUAAGGAUUAAAGUUGCAAUAUGUGACACUCAACACUGGACAAUAUAUCUGACCAAAAACUGGAUGGAAUCAGCUCCUGUUUGUGAGCGGUUCGAAAAUUUGCACUUAGAAAUUCACCUUCAGAGAAAAAAAGGCUUUGGGGAUUGAAUGUAGGAUUUCAUCUUGUUGUGUGUGUUUCCUUCAACCUGUUACUGCUCAUCCUUUGAGAAAGGAUCAAUGUGCCAUCGCCUUUUCAUAUCUAAGACUUUCAUUCCUGAAGGAAAAUAUUUUUGCACAAGAAAAAGGUGGGAUAGGGUGGGAUGUUUUUAAUCGAUAAUGUCGAAUCCAUUUCUAAUCCAAGCAGGUUACGUGAUGUUUUGAGUCGGUAUGUUUGUGAUGUUAGAUUUUUGUUCUUGUGUAGUUUGCUUAUUUUUUUUAACAUGAUUUUUGUAUUUUACAGAUUUUAUAGUUUCUUCCACUUUCCCUCUCUCCUAUCAUUAUUCAUAAUCUCACCUUUUCUGAAUCUAAUGAUAGACUGUGGUCUUUUUUUUACGUUAAUAGAAUUGUUUUUUUUGUGAAUGUCCCAGUUCUCAGACUAAAAUGACUGGAUUUGAUUUGUCAGGACUGAGGAGGAAAAUGCUGCACGAGUGUUUCUGAACGCUGUCGUACGUCUCAGACAUUUGUCAUCAAACUCAAUCUGUAAAUGACCAUGUAAACUUUGACCUAGAGGUUCAGUGUGUAGGAGCUAGUGGCAUCUCGUGUUAAUAUUUUGAGAAUUAAGACAGAAUAUUACGACUUUGUAAUACUACAAGAAUAAAGUCAUAUUACAAAAAUAAAAUCAUAAUUUUCAUAAAACUUAAUUCUGAAGUAACGAAAACACUAUUCUUAGUUUCAGGUGACUUUUACACAAAUUAAAAUAUAAUGGUUAAAUAUUUGAUCCUGCCAGAGAUCCGACUUAGUCCCACACACUGGUCCUUUACUGUUCACUAUCUAAACGCCUGGUUCUGUUUCUCAGAACAAAUUAGCGGUGGCGUCAUUUGAAGAAAAGUGCUGUUUGUGUAAAGCAUCGCAUGUAUCAACAGGUUUCACUGAGCACUUUAAAACACAGUGAAGGUCUGCGUCCAGCUGUUCUAACAUCUGUUAACACCUGCAGUGCAUGCUUCUGUACCAGAGUGCAAGAACUCAGUGUCAUAUCUUUAUCUUAUCAUAUCUUUCCAAAGUGAUUUUAAUUUGUGUGGAGAUGUUGACGAUUGUUUUAUGAGUUGUUUUAUCCGUGGCCAUACUGAAUGUAAUCUAGUGUGUGACAGAUCACUAACGAUGUGUAUGCAAGAAAAGAAGCACUACCAUGUUAAAUAAAGACCCACUGCACUGUU